AUGAAUGCGCUCCUUUAUAAAUCCAAAAGAAUCUUUAAGAAAAAAGGUUCAUUGAUACUAUUAUUCUUUAUAAUACUUGUCUUUAUAUUCAAUUAUUCUUCAUUAUCAAAAUAUACUUCAGAUCAAUUAUCAAAUUAUUCACAAUCUUCAUCUAAUCUUGGGACUGAUGAUGAUGAUAAUACUAUACCAUUCUAUAAAUCAAAUGCAGCAAAACCUAAAACUCAAAUUAAAGAAGAAAAUGAAAAAAAAUCAAGAUUAGAAAAAAUGAAAUUAAUUCAACAAGAUCUUGAUGAAGAUAAAUCUGGUUCAAGAUUAGUUUUGGGUCAUACUUUAUUUAAUAAAGUUUUUGAAAUACUGAAAAAAGGUGAACCAAAAAUCCCAAAAUUAGAAAGAUAUAAAUCAGAUGAUCGUAUCUAUCAUGCAGGUUAUGAUGGUGAUUCAAAUGUCGUAUUUUCAGAAGAUUAUUUAUCAAGUUUUUUACAAUUAACAGAUGAUGAAGUUUCAAGUUUACAAAAAUCUCAUAAAUUAGUUGUUGAUAAUUUACCUGAACAAAUUCCUAAAACUUUAUAUAAAGGUAAUGGUAUUGUUUAUGUUGGAGGUGGGAAAUUUAAUUGGUUAGCUUUAUUAUCAAUUAAAUCUCUUAGGUCACUUGGGUCCAAAUUACCAAUUGAAGUUGUUAUCCCAACAAUGGAAGAAUAUGAAAUAGAUUUAUGUGGUCGAAUUUUCCCUGCUUUAAAUGCUAAAUGUAUUUUAUUAGAACAUUCAUUAGGUGAUGCUGCAAUGUCAAAAUUUAAAUUUAAAGGGUAUCAAUAUAAGGCAUUAGCACUUAUAGUUUCAUCAUUUGAAAAUGUUUUAUUAGUUGAUGCAGAUAAUAUCCCAGUUCAUGCUCCAGAUUAUCUUUUCGAAAAUGAACCUUUUAUAAAUACAGGUUUAAUUACAUGGCCAGAUUUUUGGAGAAGAGCAACUUCACCAGAUUAUUAUAAAAUUGCAGGAAUUAAAAUCAAUGAUAAAAGAGUUAGAUUUGGUUAUGAUGAUCGUGAUAAAGAUUCAAAAGAAGUUCCAUUACAUGAUAGAGAAGGUGCUAUACCUGAUCCAACUUCUGAAUCUGGUCAAUUAAUGAUUUCCAAAACUUCACAUACUAAAGAAUUAUUCUUAGCUUUAUAUUACAAUUUAUAUGGACCUGAUUAUUAUUAUCCAUUAUUUUCACAAGGUUCAGAUGGUGAAGGUGAUAAAGAAACAUUUUUAGCUGCUACAGUUGCAUUAGAUUCAUCUUACUAUCAAGUUAAAAAAUUCUUAAAUGCAUUUGGUCAUUUUAAUAUGGAUCAUGAAUUUAUUGGUACAGGUAUGGGUCAAUAUGAUCCAGUUGAAGAUUAUAAUUUGGAAAGGGCUAAAGCUAGACAAAAAGAACAAUCCAAAGAAUUAAAUCAAGAUUUAGAACCAAUAACAAAACAACCAAGAAUUUUAUUCGUUCAUGCAAAUUUCCCUAAAUUAAAUCCAAUUUCCCUUAGAGAUGAGAAAAAAAUAUUUGAAAAAAAUGGUGAUAGAUUAAGAUUAUACGGUCCUGGAAUGGCCAAAAGAGUUGGUUAUGAUUUUGAAUUAGUUCAAUGGAGAAAUAUGCAUUUCUUAAUUUGUGAAUUAAAAGUUGAAGUUGAAGUUUUUAAAGGUAAUGAUAAUGUUGAAGUUUGUAAAGAAAUUUUAGAUCAAUUAGAACAUUUAGAAGCUACUGUUAAAGAUAAUGAAAGGGAUUAG
Hansenula ciferrii is the source of this 1749-nucleotide messenger RNA. RefSeq names its product alpha-mannosyltransferase. Lineage: Eukaryota; Fungi; Ascomycota; Saccharomycetes; Phaffomycetales; Wickerhamomycetaceae. Gene Ontology annotation, molecular function: alpha-1,2-mannosyltransferase activity. The transcript has a single exon. Gene Ontology annotation, biological process: mannan biosynthetic process. Gene Ontology annotation, cellular component: Golgi apparatus. The coding region runs from base 1 to 1749 and encodes 582 amino acids. The record is from RefSeq and is a predicted model, not a curated record.